GAGCGAGCGCGCCAGGCUGGGCGCCCGCUGCUGGCUGCCAGGGUGGGCGCCGAGUCCCGACCGGGGGAGGAGGGCGGGAGGGUGCGUUGUGUGUGUCUCUCGAUUCAUUUACGGCGGAGCAGCCGGCUCGAGAGCCCAGGCGGCGGUGGCGGCGGCGGCGGCGGCGGCGGCGGCUUCGUGCAACUGUGGCUCCCCCACCUCCUCUUCCUUUUUGCUCCUUGCAUCUUCUCCCCCCUGCGCACGUCCAUGGGGAGCCGGCCCCCUUGCCGGCACCUGCUCUCCGCUCGGCCCCCUGGCGCCAGCUGCUGCCUCCCCUACCACGGACAGCGCGGGCUGUGCGGGCCCCGGGUGGCCAGUCCCCUGGCUUGGCGCCCGCGUCUUACCACCCGCAGCCCAAGCUGGCGCGCCGCUCCGCUAGCCCAAACUGACUCGGGGAGCGCGAGUGCCCGAGCUCGCCUCUGCACCGACUACCCCCGGCGGGCAUUUGGAAGCAGGGAGGGGGAGAUGGGGAGAAGGAGCCGCAGGAGACUCUGAACCCCGGAAAAGUUCAAGGUUUGUGAAGCCCUCCUCCCUCCCCGGGGGGGAGGCGAGAAACCAGGCACAGUAGCGAGCCCCUCUCUCAGCUCAGGCAGAGAGACCCGGGAGAGGGGGAGGGCGGCUCGGAGCUACAGAGGGCUGGCGGAGCCCCUCUACGUCCUCCGAGACUGACGGCCAGGAGGCUGGAGUCUGCGUCUCGGGCAGGCAGGGCUCGAGUCGGGAGCAUUAGCCGCCUCUCGGGCACCCUCGCUUCUCCAAGCCAGUCUCCACCCGGCAGCCCGCUGCCACCGCGCCACCCUCUACCCAGCCGCAGGGCGGUUGCCCCAGGAGGCGGCCUGCGUGGAGCCCGGGCCCUGGCCGAGACGAGACAGCGCGCUGGAGCCCUGGAGCGAGCGCUGCGACGGGACUAGCCGCCAGCCGGCCGCCCGGAGCAUCGCGUCCCAGUGUAGCCUGUGGUGGCGGCGACCCGCUUCGCCGAUCCCAGCGCUGCACGGAAACUUUUCCUUUUCCGGAUGGAUUAAAGUUGGCUGGAUUUUCUCUUUCUUGGCGAAUGAAAUCGGUCAUUUGCACCUAGCCUGGGAUUUUAUAUGCUGGAGCCGCUGCAGGGCGCCUAGAGCGAGGAAGCUGCCGCCAAGCGCUACGCGCUAGGUUACAGGCGAACCCGAAGGAAUCCGAGCUGGCGUUGCAAAGCUGCACUCUCCAGCGAGUCGGGGUUCCAGCUGGAUGCGGAGCUGAGGGACCCUGCACUUGGCGCCAGGCUGCUCCCAAGAGCCCACGGCCACCGCGCCCUGGACCGCACGUGCUGCUCCCCCCUUGCAGAGCGGAUCCUUCAGGAGCACCAGCCCGGAGAGGUGGAGGCUCCUCCCGCCCGGAGCUGCGCCCCCACCAGCCAGGAGGGUGUAGCCCGCGGGGCUCCGGACGCCCCCUCCCCUCAAAGUGUCCCAGAAUUGCACUCCCUGCACCCCACCCCUCACCCCCCAAAGCCUUAGCGAAGACAGCCGGGCGCCUAGGCCCCUCUGAGUUGGAUGUAAUUAAGCCCAGCCUGGGGCCAAGUCGUCGACGACUGCUGCCCCCAAGGCCCCCUCCCAAGCCCGCCUCUGCCAUGGCCCCCUGGCUGCCGGGCCGCGGCGGCGCCGCCCUGCUCUGCCUCUCCGCGCUGCUCGCCCACGCCUCGGGCCGCUCGCACCCCAGCCCCAGCCCGCCGGGCCGUCCCGCCAGCCCCGCGCUGCCGGUCAGCUACCGCCUGUCGCACACGCGCCUGGCCUUCUUCCUGCGCGAGACGCGGCCCCCGCCGCCCGCCGCCAACGCGUCCCUGCAGCGCUCCGAGCCCUUCGUGGUGUUCCAGACCAAGGAGCUGCCCGUCCUCAACGUGUCCCUGGGGCCCUUCAGCACCAGCCAGGUGGUGGCCCGGGAGCUGCUGCAGCCGUCCAGCACCCUGGACAUCCCCGAGCGCCUGACGGUCAACUGGAAGGUGCGGGCCUUCAUCGUGCGUGCCCGCGUGCCAGCCUCGCAGCCCGAGGCGCAGGUGCUUUUCUACGUGGCCGGCCGCGACUGGGACGACUUCGGGGUGUCGGAGCGGCUGCCCUGCGUCCGCCUGCACGCCUUCCGGGACGCCCGAGAGGUCAAGAGCUCCUGCCGCCUGGCCGGGGGCCUGGCCACCUGUCUGGUGCGCGCCGAGCUGCCCCUGGCCUGGUUCGGGCCCCCCGCGCCCGCAGCGCCCGCAGCGCCCCCUGCCGGGCCCCGCCGCAAGUCUCCCGACGGGCUGGAGGCCGAGGCGGGCGGGGAGAGCCAGCAGGCGGAGCUCUACUACACGCUGCACGCCCCGGACGCCGCGGGGGGCUGCGGGGGCGCCCGCAGGGGAGCCGGGCCCGGGCUGGGCGCACGCGCCGAGAGCCCCACCCAGCACCCGCUGCUGCGCAUUGGCAGCAUCAGCCUGUUCCGCCCGCCCCCCAGGAGGACCCUGCAGGAGCACCGGCUGGACAGCAACCUGAUGAUCCGCCUGCCUGAUAGGCCCCUCAAGCCCGGGGAAGUGCUCAGCAUCCUCCUCUACCUGGCCCCCAACUCCUCCUCCCCCUCCAGCCCCAGCAUGGAGCAUUUCACACUCAGGGUGAAGGCCAAGAAGGGUGUGACCCUCCUGGGCACCAAGUCACGGAACAGCCAGUGGCACGUGACCUCGGAGCUGCUGACUGGAGCCAAGCACUCAACAGCCACUGUGGAUGUGACCUGGGCCCAGGACACACCCUUGCCCCCCUGGGAGGGCCAGGAACCCCUGGAGAUCCUGCAGCUGGACUUCGAGAUGGAGAACUUCACCAGCCAGUCGGUCAAGCGCAGAAUUAUGUGGCACAUCGAUUACCGGGGUCACGGGGCCCUGCCUGACCUGGAGCGGGCAGUCACUGAGUUGACAGUCAUCCAGCGAGAUGUGCAAGCCAUCCUGCCCCUGGCCAUGGACACAGAGAUCAUCAACACAGCCAUCCUGACUGGCCGGACGGUGGCCAUCCCUGUCAAGGUCAUUGCCAUAGAGGUGACCGGUCUCGUCCUAGACAUUUCUGCUCUAGUGGAAUGCGAGUCUGACAAUGAAGACAUCAUCAAGGUGUCCAGCAGCUGUGACUACGUGUUCGUGAGUGGCAAGGAGUCCCGAGGGUCCAUGAAUGCCAGGGUCAUCUUCCGCUAUGACGUCCUCAAUGCCCCUCUGGAGAUGACUGUCUGGGUCCCCAAGCUGCCUCUGCACAUCGAGUUGUCUGACACACAACUCAGCCAAGUGAAGGGCUGGAGGGUGCCCAUCCUCCCUGACCGGAGGUCAGCCCGGGAGAGCGAGGAUGAGGAUGAGGAGGAAGAGGAGCGGCGGCAGAGCGCCAGCCGGGGCUGCACCCUGCAGUACCAGCAUGCCACCCUGCAGGUCUUCACCCAGUUCCACACCACCUCAUCUGAGGGCACUGACCAGGUGGUCACCAUGCUGGGCCCAGACUGGCUAGUGGAGGUCACUGACCUGGUCAGCGACUUCAUGCGGGUGGGUGACCCACGAGUUGCACGCCUGGUGGACAGCAGCACCCUGGCAGGCCUGGAGCCGGGCACCACCCCCUUCAAGGUGGUGUCCCCACUGACAGAGUCUGUGCUCGGGGAGACAUUGCUGACUGUGACAGAGGAGAAGGUCAGCAUCACGCAGCUGCAGGCCCAGGUGGUGGCCAGUCUGGCCCUCUCCCUUCGACCCAGCCCCGGAAGCAGCCACACCAUUGUGGCUACCACGACCGCCCAGCAGACCCUCAGCUUCCUCAAGCAGGAAGGCCUCCUGAGCCUCUGGCUUUCCUACAGUGAUGGCACCACGGCCCCACUCUCCCUCUACAGCCCCCGGGACUACGGGCUGCAGGUGAGCAGCCUGGAUGAGCGGGUGGCCACAGUGACCCAGGCCCGGGCCUUCCCCCUGGUGGUGGCCGAGGCGGAAGGGUCAGGGGAGCUGCUUGGAGCAGAGCUCACCAUCGCGGAGAGCUGCCAGAAAACCAAGCGCAAGAGCGUGCUGGCCACCACCUCGGUGGGGCUGCGGGUGCACUUUGGACGCGAUGAGGAGGACCCCACUUAUGACUACCCGGGUCCUAGUCAGCCAGGGCCUGGGGGAGGCGAGGACGAGGUCCGGAGAGCCCCGCCCGGCACCCCGCCCCAAGCCCCCAGCACCUGCAGCUCGGCCGCGCCAUCCACGGAGGACCUCCUGCCGCUGCCCACCGGCUUCCUGCAGAUGCCCCGCGGGCUGACGGACCUGGAGAUCGGCAUGUACGCGCUGCUGGGCGUCUUCUGCCUCGCUAUCCUCGUCUUCCUCAUCAACUGCAUCGUGUUCGUGCUGCGCUACCGGCACAAGCGCAUCCCGCCCGAGGGCCAGACCAGCAUGGACCACUCCCACCACUGGGUGUUCCUGGGCAACGGGCAGCCGCUGCGGGUGCAGGGGGAGCUGUCGCCGCCCACCAGCAAUGCGCUGGAGACCGUGCCCGCCUGCUGCCACGGCGACCACCACAGCAGUGGCAGCUCGCAGACCAGCGUGCAGAGCCAGGUGCACGGGCGGGGCGACGGCUCCUCGGGGGGCUCGGCCCGGGACCAGGCCGAGGACCCCGCCAGCUCCCCCACCUCCAAGCGCAAGCGGGUCAAGUUCACUACCUUCACCACUCUGCCCUCGGAGGAGCUGGCCUAUGACUCGGUGCCCGCCGGUGAAGAGGAGGAGGACGAGGAGGACUUGGGGUGGGGCUGCCCCGAGGUGGCGGGAACCCAGCGGCCCGCCCCGCCCCCGGACCUGCACAACUACAUGCGCAGAAUAAAAGACAUGGCUUAGGGGCGCUGGUCCCCGCCAGCUGGCGGGUUCUGUGUGGGCGCAGCCUGGACUCCGCGCCCUGUGAGGGGCGCCUGUCUGCUCCCUCAGCCGGCCGCCUCACCGCACACCUUAUCCCCUCCGCCCUGCGGGGGAGGGCGCCUUCCUCCCUGCCGCCCCCGCUGCCAAGAGGAGAGCAAGCCCAGCCCUGUUCCACCUUCCCAAGCCUCCCUGCUCUCUUACUGCCACCCUCUACCCCGAGAGUGAGGCAGGAGGAGGCCGAGCCUGGGGUUGAGGCAGUUCCACACUGUGCCCCAUCUCUGCAUCUCACGUCCCCUGACUCCCCCCUGUGGGGGAAGACCUCUGGGGGGGGGUGGUCUUGUGUCACAAGCUGCACAAAGACUUUUCUCAAACCACUAUUCAGGGAUUUCUGUCCUGUGGGACGGGGAGGUAGCAGCUGCCAGCCCGGCCAAGGAUCUUGUUGUGGACAAAAAAAAAUAAUGUGGGGGGAGGGGGCAGAGGGGGACACUUGUAGCAUCUGCUUCUUCUGCAGGGUGCCCCGCCCCCUCCCCCCUUCCUAGAACUUGGGAACUGAGGCUAUAGAAGGGCCUAGUACCAAGCCAAGUCCCUUCCAGAGCUACCAGGACUUUGUGCCUGCCUGCAAGGGCUGCGGGGCUGGGGCCAAAACAGGAGGAUCCUCCGUUCACUUGGAGGAAAGCCUGGACGCCUCCUGCCUCCCCACAGAAAGGUCAGCGCUACGCCUUAGCCGCCCCUCCCGCUCUGCUGACCACUCAGACUCUCUCUGUAAGGGAAGCACCCCCUUGCCCUCCUGAGCCCAAACCAGAUGGGAGGGCCGAGAGGGCACCAGGGAAUGCUGUGAAGGACCUCAGGAUGGCAAAGGCCAAAGGGAGCCUGGCAUAUCCCCCUACCCCAAGCCCACAGUCACUUUUCUCUUGGGUUCUACCCACCACUGUGUCGGAUUUUUCUUAAAUAAAUGGAGGCAAGGGGACAGGCUGGGAGCGGUCGCUCCCAGAGAGCAGACAGAAGGUGA
This is a messenger RNA of Erinaceus europaeus (western European hedgehog), 5876 nucleotides long. It is a transcript of the gene TMEM132E, whose product is annotated as transmembrane protein 132E. The record is from RefSeq and is a predicted model, not a curated record. Bases 1640 to 4849 code for a protein of 1069 amino acids. NCBI's taxonomy places the organism in Eukaryota, Metazoa, Chordata, Mammalia, Eulipotyphla, Erinaceidae. The transcript is spliced from 9 exons.